AUGCCAGACAGCUGCUAUAGUGACCUAAUGGACAUAACCAAAGAUGUGCAUGACGCGAUUACAGCUCUAUAUCGAAUAAACUCAACCAAUGAGAAAGAAAUCGAAAAUAUUUAUCACAGUAUCGAAAGAAAUCUGAUUGAUACGAAGAUAUACACACCAGAGCAAGUUCUGGAAGCAAUACAAAAUGCAACAGUAUGUAGAAACAGAUACUUUCGUUCAUACUGGAAGAUUUUCAAAAUGAUCUAUGAAAAAUUCGGUCCAAUGCAAAUUAACAAGAAAUCUGAUCUUUACAAAGACUUUCUAAAUAUGGAAUAUAGUACUGCUGAAUGCCCUCCAAAGGAAGAAGAGAAUGAUGCACGCAGAGCACCAUGUGUCUAUCCCAGAAAAACGAUUUACAAAGCAAUCAUGGAAGAUGACAAAGAUUCAUUCAUAUACUUCACUGAGAGAGACGAUUUUAACAAAGCUCAAAGACUCAAAAGCUAUUUCUAUCCCGAUUCAGAAACUGGAUAUUCAUUGCUUGAAUUAUGUUGCUACUAUGGUGCUGUCAAUUGCUUUAAGCUAUUAAGAACAAAAUACAGUUCAGAAAUCACAUCAAAAUGCCUUCAAUUCUCUUUUUUGGGUGGAAAUCCAGAUAUCAUGAGUGAAUGCUUGAAAUACCAAAUGCCGGACAAAGAAUGUAUGAAGUAUGCAAUUGCAUCACAUAACAUUGAUUUUGUUACUUUUUUGAUGAAUGAAUAUAACAUAGGAAUUGAUGUAUAUUUCUGUUGUACCUAUCAUAAUCUUCAAGCAUUCUUGGUAUUGUUGGAUCAAACGGAAGAUAUAAACUUUCGUAUUAUUUUCUCAGCAUGCUUUAAUAUCCCAUCAAUUUGUAAGUAUUUCCUCUCACACGGAGCAGAUAUCAAUGCUAAGAAUAAUGGCAAUGGCACCGCUCUCCAUGCAGCUGCAUUUUAUAACUGUCCUGAAACAGUUGAUUUCCUUAUAUUAAAUGGGGCCGAUAUUAAUGAAAAAAAUUCUUUUCGCGGAGAAACAGCACUUCAUUGUGCCGCCCAACUUAAUAGUAAAGAAACAGCUGAACUUCUCAUUGCACAUGGUGCUGAUGUCAAUGCCAGAGAUAAAAUUGGGAAAACUCCACUUUUUUAUGCUGCUGGAAAAAACAGCAAGGAAACCGCUGAUAUUUUAAUUGCGCAUGGUGCGUUAAUCAGUGCAAAUGAUGAAUCUGGACAAACAAUUCUUCAUUAUGCUGCAAGGAAGAAUAGCAUCGAGAUAAUGGAACUUCUAUUAUCAAAAGGUGUCGAUGUCAAUGUCAAAAAUAGACUCCAUAAAAAUACACCACUUCAUGAUGCAGGAUUUUACAAUAGUAAAGAAGCAACAGAAUUCCUUAUUUCGCACGGUGCAAAAAUUGAUGCAAAAGAUAAAAAUCAAAGAACUCCGCUUUAUUAUGCCGCAGGAAAAAACAGUAAAGAAACAGCUGAACUUCUUAUUUUACAUGGAGCAAAUGUCAAAGCAAUCGACAAAUUUGGGCAAUCCGUAAUUCAUUAUGCUGCAAGGAAAAACAGCAAAGAAGUAAUAGCCUUACUAAUAUUAAAUGGUCUUGAUGUCAAUACAAAGAACAUAUAUUAUGGAUAUGAUGCUCUCCAUGAUGCUGCAUAUUAUAAUAAUAAAGAAACUGCAGAAUUUCUCAUAAUGCAAGGCAUUAAUAUCAAAUCGAAAGAUGUAAACGGAUGGACAGCCCUUCAUUGUGGAGCUUGUAAUAAUAGCAAAGCAACUAUUGAACUUCUCAUUUCAAAUGGAGCAGACAUUAAUGCAAAAAAUAACAAAAAAGAAACAGCUCUCCACUUUGCAGCGUUUACUAAUAGUAAGGAAACAACAGAAUUUCUUAUUUCCCAUGGUGCAAAUAUUGAAGCCAAAGAUAAGAAAAAGCAAACACCACUUCAUAAAGCUGCAUGGAAAAAAUGCAAAGAGAUUAUUAAAAUACUUAUUUCUCAUGGUGCAAAUGUUAAUGCCAGAAUGAAAAAUAAGUUGAUACCACUACAUCUUACAGCAAUAAACAAUAGUCAAGAAACAGCAGAGUUGCUUAUAUUGCAUGGUGCAGAUAUCAAUGCAAAAAGUAAAGAAAAAGAAACAGUUCUUCAGUUAGCAGAAAGGAAGAACAGCCAUGCAAUUGCAUCAUUACUCAUUUCACACGGUGCCAAAGAGAAAGUUCUUAAGAAGUGUGAAAUUUAA
Molecule: messenger RNA, 2223 nt
Organism: Trichomonas vaginalis G3
Lineage: Eukaryota; Parabasalia; Trichomonadida; Trichomonadidae
Product: ankyrin repeat and SOCS box-containing protein 4 family
Exons: 1
Coding region: 1-2223 (740 amino acids)
Molecular function (GO): protein binding
Source: RefSeq, a predicted model, not a curated record